Messenger RNA from Myotis lucifugus (little brown bat), 2162 nucleotides. Its product is annotated as natural killer cell receptor 2B4-like. Gene Ontology annotation, biological process: natural killer cell activation involved in immune response. Gene Ontology annotation, molecular function: MHC class I protein binding. The transcript is spliced from 5 exons. The coding region runs from base 1086 to 2093 and encodes 335 amino acids. Gene Ontology annotation, cellular component: external side of plasma membrane. The record is from RefSeq and is a predicted model, not a curated record. NCBI's taxonomy places the organism in Eukaryota, Metazoa, Chordata, Mammalia, Chiroptera, Vespertilionidae.
GCAGGAGGCAGCCAAUCAAUGUUUCUCUCUCAUCAUUGAUGUUUCUAGCUCUCUCUCCCUCUCCCUUCCUCUCUGAAAUCAAUAAAAUAUAUAUAUUUUUUUAAACAAAGAAAGCUAUGCCAGAGCGUGUCUUACCAUCUAAAACCCAAAAACGCUUUCUUAUAAAAAUUUUUUUCACCAUUUUAUUAGCUUUCUGAUGCCUUUAACAACAUGCUCUUACAUUUCACCCAUUUUUUCUUAGUUAUUCUUAGUGAGAGCAUUGGUUAGCAUGUGUCUACCUGGUCUGCCAUGAUCAGAAUUAAAGUUCCUUAGGUGAUGACUUCCUCAGGCACUAAGCGGAUGCUGUGGAAUUAAAAGUAGGAUCUGGUCCCAGAUCCCGGAUUCUGGGGUCAGGAACGUGCUUACACCGGAGGAGGUCCGGGCUCCUCGGGGCUCUGGCUCCAGUGGGGACAGUGCGGACGGAGCGCCCGAGGCCCUUUCUGUAGGCUUACUCAUGACUUUCCAUUCCCUGGGCCUUGGACGGCUGGCCUGCUCUCAGGUGUAAGAGUCUGAGGACCACGGAGACGGCCAUGUGGUCCAGCCAAGCCCUUUACUUAUUUGGUCAGUGUCUGGCGGGAAUGCUGGGGUGAAGGUGUGGCUGAGUGAGUGUGCUUAUAACACAUGUGGACAUCCAAACCCCUCCCCCCAUCGCUCUGUCUCAAUGGCCUCAUUUUAACAGAUCUGUUUGUAUCAAUAUCCCAUCUCCUAAUCUCCUCCAAAUUCUCUUUGACCUUCCCCAGCCCACCCAGACAGGCUGGUUUUCCCGCCCCAUUGGCGAUGCCGUGCAACUCUCCUGCCCCAAAUGACCACAGGGUCAGCCCCUUCUCUUCCCUGCCACGCUGGCUGCUCUGCGAGGGCAGGGGCACCGUCCUGUGCAACAGCUCCCACCCCAAACCAGGCAGGAGGCCUGGGAGGGAGGGACCGGGCAGGAGGUGCUGGGAGGGACCAGGCAAUGUAUUUUUCUUCUUGCCUUUCAAUUGUGUUUCUACGGAGCAAUACUGUGGAGAGCUUCUAGUGACUGAAAACCUGGGAAACAUGAAUAAAGAAUGACCAGUUUGUUGCGCCAAGUUCUCCAGGCUGCUUCCUCUUGCCCAGCACCCCUGUCUCCGGAUGGACCUGUGGUGAGACCUUCGGGCACGGCUUUCUGCUUAGGGCCCGGCCACACCCCGACAGCGGUGAGGUCUUUUGACUGGAAGGUACAGCUGUGCUCAAACCCAAGCCCUCGUGUGCUGUUCACUUGGAAGAAUGAUUCUAGGCUGCAUCAUUCGCAUCGGAAUGCCAGUGACUACAAUAGGCUCAAUUUUAGCAUCAAGGAGUUAAGGCUCCUCCUCAAGGCCGCUCAGCCCGACGACAGCGGCACCUACUCCUUGGAGGUCACCCUUGAGAACAGCACCGUCAGGACCCACCGCUUCCACGUGUCCGUGUUGGACCCUGUGGGGAAGCCCGAGCUGCAGCUGCUGGAGCAGACGGCGGCCCUGGGCAGUGGGAAGUGCCGAGUGACCCUGAACUGCUCGGCCUCCGGAGGUGGUGAUGUGACCUACACCUGGUACCGAGGGGGCGAGUGGAUCCCGACGCCCAGGAGCCCCUUCCGACUGGAGGAGCAGAUCGAUGCCAACGGCUGGCACAUAUACACCUGCAACGUCAGCAACCCCGUCAGCUGGGCGCACCAGAGCCUCCAGCUCGGCCAGGGCUGUGGGAGCGCCCCCCAGAAGCUCGGCCUCCUGCCCCUCUUGACGAUCAUCGUGGUUCUCAAACUCACGCUGCUUGGCACCCUCACCGGCGUCUGUGUGUGGAGAAGGGGGAGGAAGCCGGCAGAGCCCGGCCCAGAGGAAUCGCUGACAGUUUAUGAAGAUGUCAACCGCCUGCCAGGCAGGAGCGGCCAGGUGUGGCCCCGAGGGCUGGGGUUCCCUCCUUCCCUCUGGAAGUGCCCUGGGAGGAUGGCCCUGCUGAGCAGGGGCCAGAGAGCCCGCUGCCGCCUCAGAGUGGCCUCAGGCCCCAUCUCUGCCCCCCUCAGCAUCCUAGCUCUGGCCCUGGGUGGAGAGAAAACUGGGUGAGACGAUGAAAUGAGGCCGAAGGGCAUUUGGGUGCAGAACGGAACCUGCUGAGCCAGGAUGGGGACCCAG